AUGAAAAGGACAAAUACUUUUUACGAAUUUAAAAUUAUAGUUAAAAUAUUUAAUGCUUGGGUACAAUGGUAUUAUCAAUUCUCAAGAAUAUGCAAUAUUAUGAGAAAAAUACAGCAAAUUAUAGAAAAUAAAAUGAAACAAAAAAUCUUUCUAUGUUGGAAAUCAUACAUAUUUCAUAAAAAAUGUAUGAGAAGAAAACUGUUUCUUUGUUUAACUAAAUAUCAUAAAAAGAUUUCUAUUAAUGCAUUUAAUAAAUUGCAAGAUUAUGUUCUAUAUAAGAAAAGAAAACAAAUACAAAUGUUAAGUUUAAGUACUCAAGCAGUUACUAUUAUUGUUAAAAUACAGAAUAUGUACAUAGAAAAAUGGAAAAAGAAAUUAAAUAUACAUAUGCAAGAAAAACGUAGAAUAUUCCUAGCUACUGAAUUGUACAAUAAUAAUAUUUUUAAACAAUAUCUUUUUUUGUGGAAAAAGUUUUCUCAGCAGUAUAAGUUAAAAUUGUUACAAAAAAAGAAAUUAGAUGAACGUGCUUCUUACUUUGUCUUGAAUAAGUAUAUUAUGAUAUGGAAACUAAAAUGUGAAGAUAAAUACAAAAUUUAUAAAAAGGAAAAGUUAAUUAUUUUUGUCAUACAUAAGAGUAUACAGAAGAAGUACCUUAUGUUUUGGAAAAAGUAUAUAGCUAAAAAAAUAGAUAAAAAAAGAGAUAUUGAAUAUGCAAAAAAUAUAAAUAAAAAGUUUUUAUUACAAGAAGGAUUAAGAGAAAUUUUAAGAAAUUCUUUAUUUACUAUGGAGUUUCACUAUGAAAGCAGAAUAAAAUAUACAACAUUAAAACUUGUAGGAGACUUUGAAAUACUAAGUAAAUAUUUUAAUAGAUGGCUAUCAAUAGUUUAUUUAAAAGAA
This is a messenger RNA of Vespa velutina, 897 nucleotides long. RefSeq lists its product as uncharacterized. Lineage: Eukaryota; Metazoa; Arthropoda; Insecta; Hymenoptera; Vespidae. The transcript has a single exon. The record is from RefSeq and is a predicted model, not a curated record. The annotation marks the transcript as partial.